This is a messenger RNA of Onychomys torridus (southern grasshopper mouse), 1735 nucleotides long. It is a transcript of the gene Fn3krp, whose product is annotated as fructosamine 3 kinase related protein. The transcript has 6 exons. Bases 90 to 1019 code for a protein of 309 amino acids. The record is from RefSeq and is a predicted model, not a curated record. NCBI's taxonomy places the organism in Eukaryota, Metazoa, Chordata, Mammalia, Rodentia, Cricetidae.
AAUCCCGUCACUGGCCUGUGUCUGCCCCGUCCCACCGCUAAACCCGCUUCUGCUUGAGGCCUGAAGCAGGUUGCUGUCCCGCAACUGUCAUGGAGGCGCUGCUUAAGCGGGAGCUGGGAUGCAGCUCAGUCAAAGCUACGGGCCACUCGGGAGGCGGGUGCAUUAGCCAGGGCCAGAGUUACGACACGGACAAAGGACGAGUGUUUGUGAAAGUGAGCUCCAAGGCUGAGGCUAAAAGAAUGUUUGAAGGUGAAAUGGCAAGUUUAGAUGCCAUUAUGAAGACAGAGACAGUGAAAGUACCUAAGCCUAUCAAGGUUCUCGAUGCCCCAGGAGGUGGGAGUAUGCUGGUGAUGGAGCAUUUGGAUAUGCGGUAUCUGAGCAGUCAUGCCGCCAAGCUUGGGGCCCAGCUUGCAGAUCUACACCUUGAGAACAAGAAGCUUAGAGAGCAGCUCCUGAAGGAAGCUGGCACUGUGGGGAAAGGAAGUGAACAGGCAGAGCGGCUCUUUGUGGACCAGUUUGGGUUUGAUGUAGUGACAUGCUGUGGAUACCUCCCCCAGGUAAAUGACUGGCAGAAGGAUUGGGUCACAUUCUAUGCCAGGCAGCGCAUUCAGCCCCAGAUGGACAUGGUGGAGAAGAGGUCUGGAGACCGGGAAGCUCUUGAGCUGUGGUCUGCUCUGCAGUUGAAGAUUCCUGACCUGUUCCAUAACCUGGAAAUUGUGCCCUCCUUACUUCAUGGAGACCUCUGGGGAGGGAAUGUAGCAGAAGAUUCCUCUGGGCCCAUCAUUUUUGAUCCAGCUUCCUUCUACGGCCACUCAGAAUAUGAGCUGGCCAUAGCCGGCAUGUUUGGGGGCUUCAGUAGUUCCUUUUACUCCGCCUACCAUAGUAAAAUCCCUAAAACCCCCGGAUUUGAGAAGCGCUUGCAGCUGUAUCAGCUCUUUCACUAUCUGAACCACUGGAAUCAUUUUGGAUCUGGCUACAGAGGAUCCUCUCUAAACAUAAUGAGGAAUCUCAGCAAAUGAACUGGCCAGAGGGCAGAGUCUCUUAUGAGUGUGAUGGAUCUUCUAAUAAGAUGACUCCAUGUCUAGAUCAAGUCUUACCAUCAAAGCAUUAUUGUGAACUGAGGGAAAUGCCUCAGAGUCAGGUGAUCAGAUUCCAACUAUUUGGUCAAGGAGCUCAUGAUUUUCUACAGUCCUUUUCCUCACAAAUUCUUCCCAUUUACUCCAUGGCUGGAUUUGCUUAAGAUCCCUUGAUGCCUUGUUUCUAAACUUUGUAAAAUAUGAGUUAUUUCAGAGGAAAGGUUAUAUAAUUCUGAAGUUGUAUACAUUAUAAAACUGGCUAGACUAGGCCUCCCUGGUGAUAUGAACAGAGACUUAUGAAGAUUAGGUAUAGUGAGCCACACUCUGCUGCAAAGGUAAAGAACUGUGAGUUACUACUGUGCUGGUGUGGUGGCAGGUGUCCACUGUGCCCUUCUCCCAUUGCUUCCUUGUUAUCUAUUAUCAACAUUCCUGAGCUGUUCAGUGAUGCUUUUUGAUGGUUUGAUCUAGACAUGAAAUCAUCUUGUUAGAAGAUUUGAGUAAUGACCAACUCUAAAAUCAAUGAUAUUACCUUUGUUUGUGUAACACUUCUGAACCCUGCUACAAGCUGAGCAGGUCUGGAGAUUGGUUUGGGGACUGAUCAGGCUACCAACCUUAGGGUAACUUGGCUCAGUUUAGGAGCCUGGAAAUAUUCCUGUUAU